This is a messenger RNA of Serpula lacrymans var. lacrymans S7.9, 3596 nucleotides long. RefSeq lists its product as uncharacterized. Lineage: Eukaryota; Fungi; Basidiomycota; Agaricomycetes; Boletales; Serpulaceae. The record is from RefSeq and is a predicted model, not a curated record. Bases 1 to 2724 code for a protein of 907 amino acids. The transcript is spliced from 29 exons. Gene Ontology annotation, molecular function: nucleic acid binding; ATP binding.
AUGACUUUUCCUGUGGUUCGAUCAUCUGUCGAGAACUUGCUGAAACGUCUCGGACUAUCCCUGCCGCCAUCAUUAGCCCCUGCAGGUCUGAAAAAACUCGUGGAAAAGCGUAACGAGCGGUUCUGUGAAGCUGUUAAUGAGCUAAUAGGUGCAGCUUCCAACGAAGAUCCUGUGGCUCUAAUACAAGCAGCUAGUUACGAUCAUAUUCCUGUCAACCCCUCCUCAAAGUCAACAUCCUCCGCGAAGGUCGACACGAAAGAUAAAAGGACCAUAAUAGACCCGAAAGACCGGCCUACAAUAGAUGCAGUCAUUGCGGAAGUAGAGGAACAGGAUUGGUAUAAAGGCCAGAUAGUGGACAGACGGAUCUUUGCAUCACGGGAAGCAGCUAAUGGUACACUUGACCCACCGCUCUCGGAGACGAUCCAACAGGCAUUGAGCAACUCACGGAAGAUAACAUCACUAUAUUCUCAUCAGUCAUCAGCAAUCAAUGCCCUUUCAAGAGAAAAACACAUCAUCGUCUCAACAAGUACUGCAUCUGGAAAGAGUGUAAUAUACCAGGUUCCUUUACUGAGGUUUCUAGAAGAUGAUAUUGACUCAACUGCGGUUUUCAUUUACCCGACUAAAGCGUUAGCCCAAGACCAGAGAUCCGCGUUAGAGCAGCUAUUAUGGUCAUGUCCAGGCCUCGAACAUAUUAAGGUCGCUACAUAUGACGGAGAUACCCCUCAAGAUCAACGAGCAGGAAUCCGUGAGACUGCUUCAGUCAUAUUCACCAACUUCGACAUGAUACACGCAUCAAUUCUACCCCAUGAAGAGCUAUGGCGGAGGUUUCUGAAGAAGAUCAAGCUAGUAGCCGUCGAUGAAUUACAUUCGUAUUCGGAUCUUUUUGGAAGCCAUGUAGCGCAAGUGAUCAGGCGCUUUCGCAGAGUCUGUGCUGCGGUGGGAAAUCGACGUAUGCGCUUUGUGUCAUGUAGCGCCACAAUAUCCAAUCCUUCCAGACAUAUGAAAGACCUUUUUGGUUUGGAGGAUAUUGAAGAAAUCACCGAAGAUGGUGCGCCGUCAGGACGUAAAGAUUUCCUGGUGUGGAAUCCACCUCCGAUCGAUCCCAUGGCUCCCAAACUCGGGCGUCACAGUUCGAUGUCGGAGGCCACUGCUCUCAUGAGAUUCCUGAUGAAGCGUGGCGUUCGAGUGAUAUUAUUUUGCAAGAUUCGUAAAGCUUGUGAACUAGCCAUGAAAACUCUUCGAACAGACCUUAGCGCAGAAGGUCGGUUGGAUAUUUUGGAGAAAGUCAUGCCUUACCGAGGCGGCUACUCACAAGAAGACCGGCGACGUAUAGAAAACGAAGCUUUUUCUGGAAAUCUGCUCGGCAUUGUCGCCACUAAUGCCCUUGAGCUAGGUGUUGACAUUGGCGUACUUGAUGCGGUUAUUAUGAUGGGUUUUCCUUAUAAAAUCGCUAACCUCCGUCAGCAGACUGGUCGAGCCGGACGGAGGACUCGGGACUCGUUAGCUGUAUUGGUAGCGGAUGGUCUGCCCAUCGAUCAGCACUAUGUAAACAACCCCAGCGAUCUUUUUGACAAGCCCAUAGACGAUCUUAUCAUCGACCUCGAAAGCAAAGUCAUCCUCGAGCCACAUUUACAAUGUGCGGCACAAGAGAUGCCCUUAUCAAAGGAAGACGACGUAUACUUUGGUCCUUUAUUGCGUGAGCUUUGCGAUUCCAGCCUAAUAAAGACCAAGGAUGGCUGGUAUCAUACGCAUCCCAAUUUUCUUCCCUUUCCCGCAAAACACGUGUCUAUUCGCGGAGCAGAAGAAGAGAAAUAUACAGUGGUGGAUAUUACUAAAGUGACAGCGGAAGGCGGACCCAAAAUUAUCGAAGAAGUUGAACUUUCGAGGGCCCUCUUUGAGAUCUAUGAGGGUGGCGUCUUCAUGCAUCAAGGAUUGACUUUCAUUGUGACAGAAAUUAGUCAUGAUUCCAAAAUUGCAAGAGUCAUGAGGGCCGACGUCAACUGGAUCACCUCACCCAGGGAUUACACCGAUAUAGAUGCCGUACAAACCUAUCGCAUAAGGGAAAUUAAAGGCUCGCCUCACAGAGCGUUUUAUGGUAGGGUGGACGCCAAAACAGUGGUAUUCGGUUUUUUCAAGAUAAGGAACAAAACUAUUCUGGACGUGGUUGACGUUGACUCGCCUUCUUGGGAUCGUCAAGCCACGGGGUUAUGGAUAGACGUCCCAAGAUAUGUCCUCAAUCUCAUGAAAUCUAAAGGGAUCAAUGCUGCGGAAGCCAUACAUUCAGCUCAACAUGCGUUAUUAAAUCGAUUUGCAUUAGCAGCAGAUCUAAAGACGGAAUGCAAGGCGCCACAAAAGGAAUAUAAAGCAACGAAAACGGAAAGGAAACGGCCAGCACGGCUCAUAUUUUAUGAUUCCGCUGGGAGAAGUGGCGUCUCGUCGAAGGCUUUUGACCAUGUCUCUGAUCUACUUUAUCAAGCAAAUGAUGCUAUAGAAGGAUGCAAGUGUGAGAGUGGAUGCAAAGAAUGUGUCCAUAGUCCUUCAUGUCGGGAGGGAAAUGAGGUAUCUUCAAAAUUGGGAGCUCAGCUAAUCCUCAGAACCAUUCUGAACCUCGAAAUCAACGAGGAUAGCAUACCGUCGCAGAUGGACGAAACUGACACCCCUGAUACGAUUAUAGAAGCAGAUUAUGUUCGUCCUGUAGACGGAGUGCAAGUCGAGGCAGGUUGAAUAGUGUAACUUACUACAUAACUAUCUAGAUGGGUAUUUCUAAUCAUAAUGCAUGUUGGGCAUUACCGCAGCGGAUCAAAAUCUCCCCAGUCGUCUUUCGUUAGUGGUUUUGACACCUUUGACCAAGCAGGUUGCGGGGCUGAUGAAGGUGCCAGUAAGCCAUUGAAAGAAGGUGGAGAUGCUAAUAAGGGAGGAGUAGAUAAUGAAAAGCCAGAAUGUGUAGGUUGAAGCCCGCUGUUAUCUGAUUGACUAGUCGACAAAGCUGAAGAUAUCGGUGACUGAGAAAUUGUCGAUAACGAGAUAUUAUAGUUAGGCUUUUGCACGGUGGUUGCAUAAGAGGAGCUUGCCAAACGGUGGGGCUGCAUGGGUUGCACUUUAGGGGCGAUGUUGAGCGUUUCAGGUUGUAACGCGGAGGAAGGGGAUACAUCGAAAGAAGUCGAAGUUAAAGGCCGUGCACCCAGACGUGAUGGGCGAGGAAUUGGGUAAUCUCGGGGACGAAGGCAAUGAUUGCGUGUGAGGCUGCAGUUGUAGUUGUAGAGUCGCAGGCGUAGCUGUAACGGGAGGACCUUGGAUCAUAGGAGCCUGAAUCGGUUUUGCCGUGUCAUUGAAUAUACUACCCCACACGUCGUCAUCCCAACCUUGUGCAUUUUCGGACGGACUAUCAGAUUUAACGGAGGUUCCUGUACCUCGGCCAACAAGGCUCUCGAAAUCAAGGCCUGUGUUAAAGCUGGGUGAGACUGCUCCAUUAGCAGCGGUAGACGAGCGAUCUUCUAAUCUCUGCGAAUCGCGAAGGAACUGAUUGUGCUCUUUUUCAACACGCUCGCUCAACUUGCGUAUUACGCCCAUAAAACGCUGGAACUGGUCAACAUUUA